Molecule: messenger RNA, 1151 nt
Organism: Cladocopium goreaui
Lineage: Eukaryota; Dinophyceae; Suessiales; Symbiodiniaceae
Source: the annotation of a GenBank genome assembly
AUGUCCACGAAGCGGCAGCUUGAAGCAAAGCUGGUUUGGAGCUCGGACAGGGCAGCGGAACCCUGGGCAAGGAGCUUAUGUCUUCGUGGCUCCGAUUCCGCAGAGCCGAAAAAGAUCCAAGAGCAAUUUGGCAUUCUUGGAAGCUGGAUCCCCCAGCCGGAGAAGUGGGUGUACCGAGAACAGGGAGUGAAGGUGGAGAUCAGCCAUGAUGGCGAAUGGCUGACGGGUACCACCUUGGAGCUCAUUGAGGAUAUGCCCUCGCGGUUGAAGGUCUUGGUCAAAAUGGAGGACGACACCGAGAAGGUGAUCAGUUUAGGCCGCGCGAAGCCGCGAUCCAAAGAUUUUGCUUGUGAACCUGCGGGGCUCAAGGUAGUGAUCAGAGUAGGAAUAGCCAAACUCUGGGAGAUGAAGACUGACGCCAACAUGAGGAUUCUUCACAAGCUUAUUGGCAAGGCCGGGUUCGUACCUUUCUUUCCUCCAAUCUUUGGUCGUGCACACGACUUUUGCGUCAGUCUCAUGGACAAGAAAGAUGAGGAUAGCGACUGUUCCUUACCAAGGUUCAGGACCGGCGAGACCGAUGAGCCGCAUGACGACAGCAUGAGUGUUGGUGACCUAUCAGACAUGGAAUCUGAGUGGGACCCCUGUGAGACACCAGGACAGUUGCCAGAGGAGUUCCAGGACGAGGAAGUCAACAGCGCAGCGUGUGUCCUCACUGGAACAAACUCUGCACAUUUUCAGAUGAUUUCCCAUGGAUUUGCAGAGUCCAUGGGCUGGUUUAAACAGGAGCUGCAAGGUAAGCAAGUGAUCCGACUUCUCUCUGCUGAUCUUUGGACGCAGUACCAGUUGGAUUGCGCAUACAACAAAGCAAUAGAGGAAGGUGGAAAGCAGAGCAUCGAAGCUGCGCUGCGAUGCAAAACAGGGGAGCUCAAGUUCUGUCGCGUGACAAUGGAGAAGGUAGUGACCAGUUUCAAUGGCAACACUAUGGAUGUCCUGCUGAUGACAUCUCACGAACUGGAUUGAAUCUGUCGACUUCACACGUGUGGUCUGCAAGCUUCCUUUCAGUAGCACAGCCGGGAAUCCAUUAGCCCCUUGACGAAUGCUGGACCCCCUGCCAGAGUAACAGUUGACACUGCAAGCAUCCCUGUGUGGAC